Molecule: messenger RNA, 315 nt
Organism: Phoenix dactylifera (date palm)
Lineage: Eukaryota; Viridiplantae; Streptophyta; Magnoliopsida; Arecales; Arecaceae
Product: VQ motif-containing protein 10-like
Source: RefSeq, a predicted model, not a curated record
AUGUCGAGGAAAGGAGUGGAGGCUGCCGGCGUGAGGGUGACAGUCAUCGAGACGAAGUUUGUGAAGACGGAUGCCGCCCAUUUCAAGUCGGUCGUGCAAAGCCUCACCGGGAAGGAGUCGACGGUGACUGCCGUGGUGCCGGAGAGGCCGCGUGCCAUUAGAGGGACGGCAAAAUUGGUGGAGGAGAUUAAUUGCGGAUGGCGAGGAGGACGGCAAGAGGAAUUAGCGCAGGAGACGAUGGUGGUGGACAAGUUUGAGGAAAUGGUGGCUGUGGAGCCUUGCCUAGAAGAAUUGUAUCAGUUGUGGACUUACUGA